UUCGUUUGUUUGUGAUUUUGGCGAUACUUCUUUUUGUAAUCCAGUUAUAGUGGUUAUAAAGGAUAUAGAGAUCAUACCUCACAUCUCUACUUAUAACACUUCAAUUGAUUGAUCUACAGCCAUGGCUGACGAGGCUGAUCGUAUGGAUAUAGAUAGUGAAGCUGAUGCCCUUACAACACAACAACAGAAUCAAAUAGUUGAUGGAGGUGCUACAACCAAAGGUCCAAAGGCUAAAUUUGAAGUUAAAAAAUGGACAGCAGUUGCAUUUUGGUCUUGGGAUAUUCAAAUUGAAAACUGUGCUAUUUGCAGAAAUCAUUUGAUGGAACCAUGUAUUGAAUGUCAACCAAAUGCUCCUGGAUCAAACCAAGAAGCUUGUAUUGCAGCAUGGGGUGCUUGUAAUCAUGCUUUCCACAUGCAUUGUAUAAGAAGAUGGCUAUUGACAAGAAAUGCAUGUCCAUUAGAUAAUACACCAUGGGAAUAUCAAAAAUUGGGUACUUAGUCAGCGUUAAUCAUUUUAACUUAUGUCAUGUCAUGUCUAAUUUUCUACCUCUCCCUUUAAGUCCAAUUCAUUCAGUUCUUUCCUUAUGGUAAGUUCAUGUUGCUAUUAUACGUAUUCAUAGUUUAUCAUCAUUUAA
This is a messenger RNA of Scheffersomyces coipomensis, 635 nucleotides long. RefSeq names its product SCF ubiquitin ligase complex subunit (gene HRT1). Gene Ontology annotation, cellular component: cullin-RING ubiquitin ligase complex; nucleus. The record is from RefSeq and is a predicted model, not a curated record. The transcript has 3 exons. Gene Ontology annotation, biological process: protein ubiquitination; ubiquitin-dependent protein catabolic process. Gene Ontology annotation, molecular function: cullin family protein binding; zinc ion binding; ubiquitin protein ligase activity. NCBI's taxonomy places the organism in Eukaryota, Fungi, Ascomycota, Pichiomycetes, Serinales, Debaryomycetaceae. The coding region runs from base 122 to 499 and encodes 125 amino acids.